Molecule: messenger RNA, 2136 nt
Organism: Hirsutella rhossiliensis
Lineage: Eukaryota; Fungi; Ascomycota; Sordariomycetes; Hypocreales; Ophiocordycipitaceae
Product: FAD binding domain of DNA photolyase
Exons: 3
Coding region: 1-2136 (711 amino acids)
Biological process (GO): photoreactive repair
Molecular function (GO): FAD binding; deoxyribodipyrimidine photo-lyase activity; damaged DNA binding
Source: RefSeq, a predicted model, not a curated record
AUGGCUGCGGGCAAGCUGCUCGUGUACCUGCUGAGGCGCGAUCUCAGGGUCUCGGACAACCCCAUCCUGCACCACCUGGCCGCGUCUCCGGACCACGGCUACACCCACCUCCUCCCCAUCUACGUAUUCCCCUCGCGCCAGGUCGAAGUCUCGGGCUUCCUCAAGGAUGGCCAGCAAUCGCCAUACCCCCAGGCCCGGAGCCGGGUCGGCGGGUACUGGCGAUGCGGCCCCCACCGGGCCAAGUUCGUUGCCCAGUCCGUCUGGGACCUAAAGGACAGCCUGCAACAGCUCGAUAGCGACCUCGUCAUCCGAGUUGGAGACACCCGGGAUGUCCUCAGCCAUCUCAUGCAGGGCUUACAGGACCAGUCGCCCAAGCUCGCUGCCGUGUGGAUGACGGAGGAGCUGCCGUGGGAGGAAAAGGAGGAGCACGAGGCCGUUGCCGCCCUGUGUUCGGAAAACGACGUUGAUUUCAAGCUCUGGCCCGACGAGAAGUACUACAUAGACGAUCGCGAUACGGGCUUGGCCAAGCCCGCCGACCUGCCCGAUGUAUUUACGACGUAUCGCAAAUCCCAGGAGCCCCUGCGCGAGCGACCUCGAAAGGCACUACCGGCCCCCGCCAAAGCUUUGCUGCCUCCGAUGCCGGACGAGUCGGCCAUACCGCCCCAGCACGGCCCCUUCGAAAUCCCCGCGUCUCUCGAUGGGCUCGAGGCGCGCCUGCUGCAGCCGCUCGACAUCGGCUUGUCCAAUCCGCCCAAGGCCUGUGGCGAUGCGCAGUCUGGACACACCUUCCAGGGGGGCGAGCGUAGUGCCCACGAGCGCAUCUGCCACCUGCUCCGGUCUGGAGCGGUGUCGUCAUACAAGGAGACGCGCAACGGGCUCUUGGGAGCCGACUACAGCACCAAGCUGUCGGCCUACCUCGCCCUCGGGUGCAUUUCCGCGAGACAGGUGCACGAGGAGCUGCUGAAAUUCGAAGACGGCAAGGCAGAGGCGUACCGGGAGGCGGCCGGAUACGCCAAAGGGGAGAAUGCAGGAACGGCAGGGAUACGCUUCGAGCUGCUGUGGCGCGACUACAUGCGGUUGUGCACCGCCAAAUUCGGCCGCAAGCUGUUCAAGCUGUCGGGCUUCACGCAGGACAAGAGCUACGACACGAAAUGGAAGACGGCCGACAAGGCGGUGGCGGUGCGCGGCCAACAGCCCUCGCCAGACAAGGUGUCGCGGCUCAUCGAGAGAUUCAACGAGGGCACGACGGGCAUGGGGCUCAUCGACGCCACGCAGCGCGAGCUCUUCCUCACGGGCUACACGUCGAACCGCGCGCGGCAGAACGCGGCCAGCUUCCUCUCCAAGCACCUGAACAUUGACUGGCGCUACGGCGCCGAGUGGUACGAGAUGCUACUUGUCGACUACGACACGUCGUCCAACUGGGCCAACUGGCAGUACGUGGCCGGCGUUGGCAACGACCCGCGCGGUGAUGCACGCAUCUUCAACCCUGUCAAGCAGGCCUUUGACUAUGACAAGGACGGCGCCUAUGUUCGCACGUGGGUGCCGGAGCUCAAGGACUUGGAGAAGCCCGAGAAUGUCUUCCAAGCCUGGACCACGAGCAAGGCCGACCUGGAAACGUGCGGCCUCGUCGAGAACGUCAUGGUGACAAACCCUCUCAAGCGCAUCGACUUCAAGCUGGACCGGAAGCCUCGGAGCACACGCCGGCCGUUCCCGCGCAAUCGCGGCCGAGGCGGCGGCGGCAGCAGUGGCGGCCGUCGAGGUGGCAACGGGAGAGGGCAGGGGCCCGGCCAGCCAGACAACUCGACCGAGGAAAGCUUGGAUGAUGCGGGGCCCAAGGCUAAUUCGGAGUCCAAGGACAAGAUUCAACAUGGCAAUGGGGCCGUGGCACCUCCUCACCAGCCCCGGCCCCCAACAGGCCCCAGAGGCAAGUACAGCAACGGUCCGCAUGGAUACGUCGCCAACGGCGGCUACAAUGGCGGCUACACCGGCGGUUACAAUGGCGGCUACACCGGCGGUUACAACGGCGGCUGGACGGGGUAUGGAUUCAGGGGACAUCAACAGCCGUGGCAGCCCAUGUACGGGUCAGCCCCGGCCUGCCCCCCGCUCCCGAGUGUACACCCCAGCGCGCAUGGAUGA